AUGAUCCCUGCACCACAGCCCCUUCACCACGCCCCUGCACCACAGCCCCUGCACCGCACCCCUGCACCAUGGUCCCUGCACCACGCUCCUGCACCGCACCCCUGCACCACACCCCUGCACCACGGCCCCUGCACCACACCCCUGCACCAUGGUCCCUGCACCACGUUCCUGCACCGCACCCCUGCACCACACCCCUGCACCACGGCCCCUGCACCACACCCCUGCACCAUGGUCCCUGCACCACGGCCCCUGCACCACACCCCUGCACCAUGGUCCCUGCACCACGUUCCUGCACCGCACCCCUGCACCAUGGUCCCUGCACCAUGCUCCUGCACCACACCCCUGCACCACACCCCUGCACCACGGCCCCUGCACCACACCCCUGCACCACACCCCUGCACCAUGGUCCCUGCACCACGUUCCUGCACCGCACCCCUGCACCACACCCCUGCACCACGGCCCCUGCACCACACCCCUGCACCAUGGUCCCUGCACCACGGCCCCUGCACCACACCCCUGCACCACGGCCCCUGCACCACACCCCUGCACCACGCCCCUGCCCCAUGCCCCUGCACCACACCCUGUACCACACCCCUGCACCACACCCCUGCACCAUGGCCUCUGUACCACACCCCUGCACCACGCCCCUGCCCCAUGGCCCCUGUACCACACCCCUGCACCACGCCCCUGCCCCAUGCCCCUGCACCACACCCUGUACCACACCCCUGCACCACACCCCUGCACCACACCCCUGCACCAUGGCCCCUGCACCACACCCUGCACCACACCCCUGCACCACACCCCUGCACCACGCCCUGCACCACACCCCUGCACCAUGGCCCCUGCACCACACCCCUGCACCAUGGUCCCUGCACCACGCCCCUGCGCCACACCCCUGCACCACACCUUGCACCACGCCCCUGCACCACACCCCUGUACCACACCCCUGCACCACGGCCCCUGCACCACACCCCUGUACCACACCCCUGCACCACACCUUGCACCACGCCCCUGCACCACACCCCUGUACCACACCCCUGCACCACGGCCCCUGCACCACACCCCUGUACCACACCCCUGUACCACGGCCCCUGCACCACACCCCUGCACCACACCCUGCACCACACCCCUGCACCACACCCCUGCACCAUGCCCCUGCACCAUGCCCCUGAACCACACCCCUGCACCAUGACCUCUGCACCACGCCCCUGCACCACAGCCCUGCACCACAGCCCCUGCACCGCGCUCUGCACCAUGGCCCUGUACCACGGCCCCACCUCAAGCCACCCCACAUGGCCCCCAGCACCUCAGCCGCUGUGA
Neofelis nebulosa (Clouded leopard) is the source of this 1320-nucleotide messenger RNA. RefSeq lists its product as uncharacterized. The coding region runs from base 1 to 1320 and encodes 439 amino acids. The transcript has a single exon. The record is from RefSeq and is a predicted model, not a curated record. Lineage: Eukaryota; Metazoa; Chordata; Mammalia; Carnivora; Felidae.